Diaporthe batatas is the source of this 2352-nucleotide messenger RNA. RefSeq lists its product as uncharacterized. The transcript is spliced from 5 exons. Bases 1 to 2352 code for a protein of 783 amino acids. The record is from RefSeq and is a predicted model, not a curated record. Gene Ontology annotation, cellular component: cytoplasm. Lineage: Eukaryota; Fungi; Ascomycota; Sordariomycetes; Diaporthales; Diaporthaceae.
AUGCAAUCAGCAGCUAUGGAGACCACCCUCCCUGAGCUCAUCUUCGAGAACGUCGAGGACGGCGAGGUUAUAUAUCAACGAUGCCUCAUUAUCAAAGCGCGGUUCUCCCCACCCGCGGACGCCCCGUCCAUGGUGACGGUCGAGCAAAGCUCUGAGCCGUUUGACGCUCUCUUCCCACCGCAGACCUGGCCCGUCGAGGACGGCAACACAAAGAUGAUUGUAAUGCUCAGCGUCGGAGUCAAUCAUCUUUCCAUCCACCCCAACAGCGACGCCACCCAAACCCACAACCUGAGGCUGACCUACAGCCCCGACACCCGGCUGCCCCCACUCCACUUGGCGUCAAACAUUCCCCAUUUUGGCAACCCAGGCUCACUUGGGUCCGUCCUCGGGAGGUUCCGCAUGGCCGCCUACAUGUGGCAGGCCAUGAUCGCCGAGGACAUGCGAAAGAAGGGCCUCGGCCGGCGGUCGUUCCGUCUCGACGAGAGCUGGGACCCCGACACCACCAGCGUGAAGUUCAAGCACGCUGCCAGGGACGAGGAGGCUACUGAGAUGGGAGUGUUCCGCAACACGGCCAAGAUCCAUCUGGUCAAGUCGGAACACACGACCGAAGAGAUCCGGGACGCCAGGAUCGCCCAGGACAACCCGCUCGGUGUCACUAACGCCAUCAUCUACCACUGGUUCCUCGCCGCCCUCCAACAUUCCCGCGUCCCAAUACUCAACUGGCCCGCAAACCCUAUCGUUGCCGGUCUGAUAAUAGACGCCACUUGGUCGGAGGACGACUUCUUCACGGUCGGCCACGCCGCCGUUGGAGGACACGAGUCGCUGGAUGUUUCCCUUUGCACCUUCGGCAGCCACCUGAUGUGGUCUUGGCCCGAGCACCUCGAGGACAUUCAGCGCUGCCUCACAGACGUCACCCGACCGGAAGAGGGCGUCGUCGACACCGGUAAAGACAGGGCUGGAACAAAGUGGGAGGUCUGCGCGAUCGGCCAGACCCAAUUCCUCCACCAGCUGGCGCACGCUUUCGGCGCCGGCCACAGCACAGGGAUCACAAACGGCGACGGCGCUAGCCACUGGCCGAGGCACUUCGUCGCCCGCACGUCGCCAUCUACUCUGACCGGGGAGGUUGGAAUAGUAGUCGACCAGGGGACCGCCAACGACGCGGUCUUCGAUCUCAAGGACCUGCUGACCUUCAAGCACCUCCCGCACUUCUGGAUGGAGGGAGACGAGAAGGUCCCCGGGGAUCCCCUUGUCACACGCACAGCCAUCCCCACGAUAUCCUACGAGUUCUCAGCCAGCGAGGACCUCACCGUCACCAUGAACAAGGUGAUGGUAGCUUCGCCCGCGAAGAUCGUGCGGGUCCUCUGGAACGGCGAGCCCGGCAUCGGCGGCCCGACCCUCGCAAACCCCAUCGCCGGCGUGUCCAUCUCCACCAGCGACAUCGAUGCCGAGUACUCCCGCGCCGAGCCGCUGCGUGUCGCCUUCCUCGCCGGCAACGGCAAGGAGCGCGUCAUCCCCAACCUCUGGGAUCUCCUGGACCCAGCGAACCUCCACGUCCCCGGGUCAGAGGUCGUGCUCCACCGCCGCUCUGUCAAGUGUGGGGACCUCGAGAACGGCCGCGACGACCUCAACUACUUGGCCUUCUGGAGCUGGGCGACGCUGCUCACCAAGCCCAUGGCGCACGGCACCAUUGCGCGCGCCAACGAGAUCAACAGCUGUGUCAAGGAGUCUCUUCUCGGUUUGUACGUCCGCUUCCAGGACGGCGCCCGCGUCAACUGUGGCCCACGCCGCGAGGUCAUGGAGGACGGCAAGCACGAGAAGCACUUUGGCGGGGAUAGGGAGGACUGCAUGAUCCCUCCCAACCACGACAUCGUGCGCGUAGAGGUCUCCCGGGAUUCCUUGACCAUCGUGGGGAUCAGGUUCCACCUGAGCAACGGUGACGCGAAGGGCUCGCUCACCCGAGGUCUCGUCGACUACGAGCCGAGCCACGUUCUUGAGCCACCCAGCGGAGAGCGCAUCAUCGGGUUCUUCGGUCGGAACUACUUCCUCGAGGAUCUGGACUCGGUGGCAGAGUUCGGGAUCAUCACGGCGCCCAUCGACUUCAAGCUGCCCCCACAGGUGUAUGACAUGCCUCAGCUGCAGAACACCGAUGGCGGCAUGACUAAGGCCGAUUACAAGCGUGACGAUGACCCGAGGCACAUUAUGACCGACUGGUCUGAGCUCGACUCCGAGGAGCCCGAGGAUCCCGAUUCCCCGCAACCCCCACAAGCCCCGUUCGAGGUCGACGACUCCGACGAGGAACUCAUGGCGGGAGUGGGGGGCAUGAAUCUUAAUGGGCCGGACGUGGACGAGUAA